CUGUCACCACUUACCAGGUUUGACAUUUACCGAAAUUCCUCAAACAAAUGAUAAGACCAGUUCUAAGACAAGUUUGGUCACCCACAUAAGUUCCUCUCUUGCUUGUCUCUCCCUCCAAUUUCGCCUACAUAAACCCCCCACCCACAUCCUAAUCUCCUGUGCAGCCCAGCAAACACAUUCUCUUAGCACUUUGCAAGCAUUCUCGGAACAUUGGUCUGUGUGUAGAGAGAGAAAGAGAGAGACAUUUAACCGUAUCGAUGGCAGAUAGAAGGAUGGAGGCGGGCCUAGUUCUUGCCGCAGUGGCCAUGCUCUGGGUCGGAGUGGCGGCCCAGUCAAGCUGCACAAACAUGCUGAUAAGCCUCUCGCCGUGCCUCAACUACAUCACAGGCAACUCCUCCACCCCACCCUCGAACUGCUGUGCACAGCUCGCCAGCGUAGUCCGCUCCCAGCCUCAGUGCUUGUGCCAGGUUCUAAGUGGAGGCGGCUCUUCGCUAGGGAUCAACGUAAAUCAGACUCAAGCUCUGGCUCUACCAGGUGCCUGCAAUGUUCAGACUCCGCCCAUCAGCCGCUGCAACGCUGCUUCUCCAGCCGAAUCUCCAUCAGAGACUCCAGAAUCUCCAACUACAGUUCCCUCAGGAAAUGGAUCCAAAACCAUACCAUCGACACAAGAAAAUGGCUCAUCAGAUGCAGGCCCCAUCAAGCUGUCGAUUCCUCUGCUUUUCGUCCUCCUCUUGACAGGAUCGUAUGUCUCGCUGCUGUCCUCACACUAAUCAACUCUUCCUCCACCAUUUAAUUCUGCCCAAUUCCUGUAUGAAUGCAUUGUAGUAUUCUUUAUUGUUUUGUAUUCUAGCUCGACCCCAGUAUAGGCAGGGCGAGCAAGUUGUAUAAUUCUUGCUACACCUUUUGAUGUUUGUGUAUCUACUACUGCUGGAGAGAGACUGGCUGUCUUUCUUCUAAAUAAAACAGGCAUCUGCCUGCUUUUU
This is a messenger RNA of Rhodamnia argentea, 983 nucleotides long. RefSeq names its product non-specific lipid transfer protein GPI-anchored 5. Gene Ontology annotation, biological process: lipid transport. The transcript is spliced from 3 exons. The record is from RefSeq and is a predicted model, not a curated record. Gene Ontology annotation, molecular function: lipid binding. NCBI's taxonomy places the organism in Eukaryota, Viridiplantae, Streptophyta, Magnoliopsida, Myrtales, Myrtaceae. The coding region runs from base 258 to 770 and encodes 170 amino acids.